Anguilla anguilla (European eel) is the source of this 2885-nucleotide messenger RNA. It is a transcript of the gene il1rapl1a, whose product is annotated as interleukin 1 receptor accessory protein-like 1a. Lineage: Eukaryota; Metazoa; Chordata; Actinopteri; Anguilliformes; Anguillidae. The record is from RefSeq and is a predicted model, not a curated record. The coding region runs from base 876 to 2852 and encodes 658 amino acids. The transcript has 11 exons. Gene Ontology annotation, biological process: signal transduction; negative regulation of exocytosis.
GUUGGCGACCGGGCUCCUCGUUUGAAGCCGCAUUCUCGUGAAGGGGAGGAUGGAGGCGGCGUCAGGGGAUCCGCGCGCGUAGCAUUCAGCCUUCGCAGGUGCCUUUAUGGUCCAGAUUCGGAACGACAACGUCUGUUUCUCUGCGUUUUGAAAUUAGGUAUUGUAUAGUAUAGCCUAGCUGUCUGCUUUAUUUUGAUUUUAUUUUUUUUCCCCUCUCCGCUCAGCACACACAAUGCUGGGUUUAAAACGCUUGUUGAAAAGCUGGCGACAUUGUCUGCGGACUUUAGGACCACGGAGACAAAUGUAUAAGCAGCGAGGUUUGUGAGCAUUCACACAGCACCAGUAAGGAGGAAAACCCCAUCGGAUCGGGUAUUGCUGGAUACUUGUGAAAUAUACAUAGAUAUACAGUCCUCUCUGCUGCGCGCCGAACCGAAGACUGCACAUUUACAUUGGGGAUGGUCGGUAACGCAUAGCACGUCUAGAGCGUCCAUAAUCAACAGUCAUCGUCAUAAAACAACCGGACUUCUUUGGUUUCUAAUAUUGUCCUUCAGUUUCUCUCCAUCUUUUCCUCUUUGAUAAUCUUUUAAUUGAUAUUCUGUUUUCCCCACCCGUGGAUCGCGUUUAUCGAAAGGAAGCCGCACCACCAGGCAGAAAAUAUGCUUGUUUCUAUUGGAUUAAACCACCGUUUGGACAACUUGGCAAUUGCGUGAAUGGGAUAUUCGACUGAAAUAUCAUUUUUCACCUGCACACGCAAGACGGGGGGAAACGUGCUAUUUUUGCUGAUCCGGCUUUGUGAUGGUCAUAGAUUUUUUUAUUGACUGACGGAAUCGGACCAUUUCGAUAGCUGGUUUGCAGGACUGUAGGACGGGUGGAAAAUGAAAGCUCCCAUUCCUCUCCUGAUCCUGCUCUACUCCACCAUCGCCCAGAGCUUGAAGGUCGUGUCCAAGCGAGGUUCAGUGGACGGCUGCACGGAUUGGUCGGUGGACUACUUGAAAUACAAAGUGCUUGUCGGGGAGCCGGUGCGGAUUAAGUGCGCGCUGUUUUACGGAUACAUCCGGGCGAACUACACGCACGCCCAGAGCGCGGGACUCAGCCUGAUGUGGUACAGGAGCUCGGGGCACGGAGACUUCGAGGAGCCCAUCUCGUUCGACGGCGUCCGGAUGAGCAAAGAGGAGGACGCCAUCUGGUUUCGGCCGGCGGAACUGCAGGACAUCGGCCUCUACUCCUGCGUGCUCAGGAAUUCCACGUACUGCAUGAAGGUGUCCAUGUCCCUGAUCGUGGCGGAGAACGACACUGACCUCUGCUACAACUCCAAAAUGCGCUACUUCGAGAAGGCGGAGCUGAGCAAGAGCAAGGAUAUCACCUGCCGAGACAUCGAGGACUACACGCAGUCUGCAAAGGACCCCGAGAUUGUGUGGUACAAGGAGUGCAAGUCCAAACAGUGGAGGGAAAGCAUUUUGCUGAAGAAGGACACCCUCUCCAUCCGCGAGGUCCACGAAGACGACAUUGGAAAUUACACGUGCGAGUUACAGUUCGGAACCUUCGUGGUGCGGAGGACCACUCAGCUGACGGUCACAGCGCCCUUGACGGACAAGCCGCCGAAGAUUCUCUUCCCGUCCGAGAACAAGAUGACUGCCAUGGAGAUACAGAUCGGUAAGAUUGUGGGGCUUCCCGCGUUCAUUUCCAGGCCGGAGGUAAUCUUCUCGCUGAUACGAGAUGGGAGACGUGAGGACUCCGGUGAAAAGAGUGCGGUUCCAUUAGCUCUGUGGCUAGUUCCCAUGGAAAUGACCCUCUCGAAGAGGCUGCUCCCCACCUGCGCCGCCCUCAGCACCACGGUGAUGGACCUGCCUGUGGCCAGACGGACCCUCACUUUGAUAAUCUUCCUGAGCUCUUCCUGCCCUCAGCUUUACCUGCACAAAAACAAGGACUACGACGCGUACCUGUCCUACACCAAAGUGGACCCGGACCAGUGGAGCCAGGAAACGCGCGAAGAGGAGCGUUUUGCGCUGGAGAUCCUGCCCGACGUCCUGGAAAAGCAUUAUGGGUAUAAACUCUUCAUUCCAGACAGAGAUUUGAUCCCGACAGGAAGUUUCACCAAUGAUCAUUUCCAGGAUGAUACAAGACUCCUUAGAGCGUACAUCGAGGACGUGGCGCGCUGCGUGGACCAGAGCAAGCGCCUGAUCAUCGUCAUGACGCCCAACUACGUGGUGCGGCGCGGCUGGAGCAUCUUCGAGCUGGAGACGCGGCUGCGCAACAUGCUGGCGACCGGCGAGAUCAAGGUGAUCCUGAUCGAGUGCGCCGAGCUGCGCGGCAUCAUGAACUACCAGGAGGUGGAGGCGCUCAAGCACACCAUCAAGACGCUGACCGUCAUCAAGUGGCGCGGCCCUGCCAGCAGCAAGCUCAGCUCCAAGUUCUGGAAGCGGCUGCGCUACGAGAUGCCCUUCCGCCCCGCCGAGCCGGGCGCCGCCCGCGAGCCCGUGCUGGACGCCAGCGAGCAGGGCCCGUUCGGCGAGCUGCAGACCGUCUCCGCCAUCUCCAUGGCGGCCGCCACCUCCACCGCCAUGGCGACGGCCCACCCGGAGCUGCGCUCCACCUUCCACAACACCUACCACACCCAGAUGCGGCAGAAACACUACUACCGCAGCUACGAGUACGACGUGCCGGCCGGCGGCACCCUGCCCUCGUCGCUGGGCAACCAGCACACCUACUGCAACAUCCCCAUGACUCUGCUCAACGGCCAGCGGCCGCAGGCCAAGUCGCCGCGGGAACAGAGCCUGGAGGAGGCGCACGCCAACAACGCCAUGCUCCCGCUGUUGCCGCGGGAGACCAGCAUCUCCAGCGUCAUCUGGUGACGGCGCGGAGAGCGGGGCGGGGCGGGGACGGGA